GGGGAGCCAUAAAAAGAAGGCUGUCCAUUUUGGAAAGCAAUUUCCUCACACAAAGCGACGAACUGCAAACCCUUAGGGAGCAUACGAACGCCCUAAAGGAGAAUUCGUACAACGUCAAUGUGGUGUACUCCAUUAAGAACGCUUUAAAAAACGUGGAAGCGAUAACGAGGAAGAAAUUGAAGAGCAUGCCGAUUGAGUCCUUGUGCUUUAUAUCUUCUUCCGUAGCAAACAUAGAUAAAAAUAAAUUCCUCUUGGAAAAAGUCGCAGAGGAAGUUGGUAAGCAGUCGACCAAACUGACUCCCCUGCUGGUGAGUUUUUUGAUGCUAUCUUUUAGCAAAGCGGAUCACAAACAUGGAAGUCUAAUUUACUACUCGCUGCAAUUUUUUUAUAAAUAUCACAGUUUUUUUAGUGUCAAUGAGGUGGGACUGCUGUGUAAGGCGUUGCACAAUUUUUCCAUUAAGGAGAACGAAUUUGUGGACGUGCUGAAUGGGUUUAUGUUGAGGGGCCUGGGUGAGGGCAGCAGUGAGGACAGCGGCGAGGGUCGCGGCGAGGACAGCAGCGAGGGACACAGGGGCAGCAACCCGCGUGGAGACCACUUCAAUUACAAUGCGGACGAUGGUACUUCCUCUGGAAAACAGGUGGAGAAACUCUUUUUCGAAAUCGAGAAGAGCAUCGGUAAAAGCAUUGAGAAAAUGAAUUACGAAGAUCAAUUCACUAAUUUGAGGAGCGUCCAUAUGGAGGAGGAAGGUAAGAGUUACAAGGACGCAAAGGAAAGGACAGCAGGUGAGCGUGAAAAUAAAAGGAUGUAUAGUAAUUUUGUAAACUUUAGCUUUAUUGAUUAUGAAAAUAUAAAAAAGAAUAAUUAUUAUGCUAACAAUUUGUACAACAUAAAAAUGAGUAACAAGAUUUAUAUAAAUAAUGUCAUAUACAUUUUGGAGUACUAUGCUUUCAAUCUGGUGAAUAUUCCCGAAAUUUUGGACCUUUUCUGUGACUUUUUUUUAAAAAGAAAUAUAAAUUAUAUCCUGUACUCGAGAAUAUUUUACGCCUUUUAUCUGCUGCAGUACAGAGGGAAUAAGGUCUACCAAAUGAUUGACAAAUUUAAUGAGUGCCAACCACUGUACCAAGUGAUGUACAAGGAGAGGCACAUGGAGAAGCUGUUGGAGUCGCUAAUUUAUUUUUAUGAAAACAAAACGGAAGAGAAUAAAAUGGAGAACAUUUACUUUUACGUUUUGUCCAAGAGCUACUUUUCAUUCAUUUUUAAUUUUUCAAAAUAUAUUUUAACAUUUUUGUUUAUUAAAAAUAGUAAUUAUGUGCUACACAAAUUUUUGGUUGAUAUAGGGGAAAUAUCGUUGAGCAGGGGCGACUACAUUUAUCUGCACAAACCAAACAGAUUGUAUUGA
Molecule: messenger RNA, 1400 nt
Organism: Plasmodium cynomolgi strain B
Lineage: Eukaryota; Apicomplexa; Aconoidasida; Haemosporida; Plasmodiidae
Exons: 1
Source: RefSeq, a predicted model, not a curated record